Messenger RNA from Prorocentrum cordatum, 6795 nucleotides. NCBI's taxonomy places the organism in Eukaryota, Dinophyceae, Prorocentrales, Prorocentraceae. The record is from the annotation of a GenBank genome assembly.
AUGGCCCGAAUGACAGACGAGUCCGCGGAGGAGCUCUUUGUCGACAAAGAGGGCAUCCCGCAUUGGGAUGGUGAGAACAUAGCUCUUCUACGGGAAUAUCGAAUGAGAGUGAUGGUGGAAUACAGCACGCAGUCGAGCGCAACGGAGGCCGGCAGGGAGAAGCGAGCGAACUUGGGCUUGCGCCCGACGCGCGGCCUCGCAGGCCGGGCGUGGAAGGCGGUGGAGCCUCUCCUGGACGACACGACGGCGCUCACACAGGACGGCUCGCACCAGAGGAUCAUCGAGGCUCUCGACCGCCUGGACAAGGUAGCAGUUGUACGCAAGCAGCAGAAGUUCGACGACUUCUUCAAACGGUCUCGCCGCAAGCGCGGCCAGGAUAUCGUUGAGUACUUGAGGACUUUCCACAACAAGUACAACGAGCUGACGGAGCUCGACGCCGGGACGAAGCUCAGCGACGACCUCUACGCGCACUUCCUCCGCGAGGGGGCGAUGCUGACGGACAACCAGAAGCGGCUGGUCACGAUGGUGGCGGACAACAAGUACGAGACGAAGGCUUUCGAGAACACGUUGAAGACGAACUACCACGACCUCCACCUGCAGGAGGAGACUCCUCGGCCGCCGCCACCCCAUUCAGCCGGGCGCCCGAAGGGCGGAGGCAGGGGCAAGGACAAGUCCAAGAGGAAGCGUGGCUUCUUCAAGGCUGAGGGGGCGCUGACCUUCGAGGAGCGCAAGGCGGAGAUCGCGAAGGACAAGCAGCGCACGCACUGCGGGGCGCGUGGCAAGCUCGGCCACUGGGCCGGGGACCCGGAGUGUCCUAUGGGCCCGAAGAAGCCGAAGCCGUCAGCAAAGCCGAAGGGCCGAGCAGACCCACGCGGGCGAGCAGCGGCGCUCUCGCGCCCGGCCUGGAGCAGCUCUUCGGCCUCAGGCAGCAGCCCGCACCCACUAAGCAGCACCAGCGCCAAGAAGCGGAAGGACGUGACCCUCUUCGUGCUGGACGACGUGGAGCAUGACUCUGCCUUCCUGGUGAGCUCGGACCGUGGCUCCGACCUCGGCUCCUUCAAGCUCGUGGGCAGCGACGUCGGCGACAGCACGAGUGUGGUCAGCGACAGCUUCAGCACGGCCCCGCCGACGGUGAAGGACGACGAGGUGCUACCGUGCCCGAAGUGCUCCCAGGCGCUGGUGGCUCGUCAGAACCAUCGGGCAGGCGGCUGGUUCUUCGGGUGCAGCUGGUUCCCGGACCGCGCUGAACUACAACGAGGGCGAGCAGCGGCUGCGCGAGGCGCGGCCGCCGCCGUCUUCGGCUUGAGCACCCUCCACCCCGGGGCCCAGAGGGGCCCCAUCAUGGUGCUUAUGGUGAGUGAAGACAGUGACUCGUCUGACGUACUAGUGGCGCUCAUCGACACCGGUUGCGCAAGAUGUACGCACGGCAAGCGCUGGCGGGAGUUGUUCGAGAAGAGGUGCUUGCACCCCCGUGGCCUGGAGAUCAAGAUGACGGGCCGCUCGAGGAGCUUCUCCUCGGCCUUCGGCAAGAGGCAGGAGGGGCGCGUGGUCGAGAUCCUGGUCGCCCUCGGCGGCCGCCGCGGGGUGAUCUUCAGCGCGGAGAUGGAGGACUGCGACACCCCGCUCUUGGUCAGCCUGGCGUCGCAGGAGGCGCUGGGCGCCGUGCUCCACCUGAAGGAGAUGCGGAUGGAGCUGCACGCUCGCGGUGGACGUGCAGCUGCUCAAGGUGGGCGUGACUUCGAGUUCGGGGCCCGCGACAAUCGGGGCUCGGAGUUCUUCUUCGCGCAGGCGCAGAAGGAGUCGGCCUUCGAGGGCUCCGACGGCGAGGAAAUCCGGGUCGAGGAGGAGGUUGGCCACGCCUUCCCGUCGAAGGAUCGCGGCGCGCUCGCCACCGAUGCGACAGGGAUCCUCUCCAAGGCGACUCGGAAGAAGCUCGAGUCCACCCGGCGAGAGCUUCGCGGAGAGGAUCGACGCCUACGAGGAGAGCUACUUCGGCCGAGGUUCGAGGCGGAGCGUUUCGUGACCGCCGACUUCCAGACGACGGUGGUGUUUGAGCCGUUCGGUGAUGAGCACAUCCUGACGCGCUACGGUGCGAAGGAGUACGGUUGGAUGCAGUCUCAGCCGUUGGAUGUGGACCACUCCCCCGACUACGACCUGCUCAAGGGCCCUGGACGGGCCUUGCUCUACUGGAUCCUCGACCUGCACUGGCCUUACGUCACAGUGCUGGCUUUUCCUUGUCAUCCGUGGUCCCUGAUGACCAACAUGAACAAGCUCACCGACUGGGGGGAAGUCCGCAGGAGUGCUCGCCGUUAUUUUCUGCUUGUUCGGCGGGUAUCUCGAUGCGUGCAUGGGAGAGGACGGUAUGUCUUGAUAGAGCAGCCGUUGACAGCACUUUCUUGGAAGUACGAUGACAUCCUGAUACGUUUGUGGGAUUUGGAAGGCGUUGUGUUUGUGCGUGGAGAUCAAUGCGCCCACGGAGCCUGCGACAAAGACACGGGCAAGCCGAUCAUGAAGCCGACAGGGUGGGUCACGAACAGCGCGGCGGUGGCGAACCACCUGAGCAAGCACAGCACAUGUCCGCCCGGAACUCGGGUGGCUAAGGGCGCAGCAGGCGGCAGCUACCCUGUGGGCCUCGCGAAGGCCUUCUGUCGCGGCGUGCUCCAGCAGAUGCAGAUCGACUACCGCAGCUCGCUGGUCAUGGAUGCGGCCUUCCUGGUGGAGGAUGCUUUCCCUCGCGAGCGUUCGCGAUCGCGGAGCCCGCCGCGGGGAGAGCCUGUGCCAGAGGAGGUGCACCAGGAGGGCCCGCCUCUCGGAGAGGACGCGCCGCCUGCCGAGGCGGCGGCGGAGGCCCCAGAGGCACCGGCCGAGGUGCCCGCUGGGCCCAGGCGCAGCCGAGCGCUUGCUCGCCGCGAGCGCGGCGCGCCUCCCGGCGGACGCCCGCUGGGCUUUCGCCGGGGGCGGCGUGCGCAACACGGCGAGUUCGAGCUGUUGACGGUGGAGCUGCGUGCUGAGCUGGACGCGUUUCGGAGCUGGCACAGGAGGCUGCUGGAGAAGAUGGGCGAUGAUAUCGAGACGAUCAUCUGGGGCUCGGACCUCUUCCUGGAGGAGCUGGGAGGAGUCAUCAGCGAGCCGCUGAAGAUGGUGAAGGCCAGACGCGGAGGUCAGCGGCCCCAGACGGUGCAGCCGCAGCUGCACGCCGCAGACGCCCCGCUCAGGAUGGUCACCGCGCUCAAGGGCGACCAGCUCUUCAGGCUAGACUUCGAGGACUGGUCGCAGCAGUCCCUGCAGGCACGGCGGCGCUGGUUGCCGAGACAUCUACUCGAGAACGACGUUGUGGUCUUCUACUUCGCAGGCUACGAGCGUGGCGACCUGCCCGAGGGGCCGGCUGCUGCACAGCAGCGGGACGCCUCGCGGGAGAGGAAGCGACGCCGGGAGCUGUUGCCGAGGGCCGUCAAGAGGGCGAUCGAGAGGGCGCACGUGAACCUCGGGCACCCCUCGCGACCAGCGCUGCUCAGUGCGCUGCGCCUGGGCAAGGCGACGGCGCUGGCGCUGAAGGCGGCGAGGCUCUUCGUCUGCGAGAGCUGCCGGCGAGCGCAGCGACCCGGCAUCCCGCGCCCGAGCCAGCUCCCGAGGGUCGACGAGUUUAACGUGCUGCUCGCGAUGGACUGCUUCGAGAACGUCGACAGCGCCGGCAACAACUGGGAGUUCCUGGGCGUCAUGUGUAUGGGGACGAAUUUCCACGUGGUCUGCCUGCUGGAGGACACUCGCAAGAACCCCAAGGCCUCGGAGGUUAGGAAGUUCUACGAGCUCUGCUGGGUCUCCUGGGCUGGCCAACCGGAGGAGGCGAUCAUGAUGGACCGCGCGCGGUCCUUCCUAGGCGAGUUCGCGGACUACCUGGAGCAGGAGGGCGUGCGCCUGGACUCGGCCGCUCUGGCUUCGCCGUGGCACAUCGGCAAGAUGGAGCGUCGCGACGGCAUCUGGAAUUCGAUGCUCACGAGGGUGGUGCACGACAAGCAGGUGGCGGGCCUUGAGGAGAUGAGGACGGCAGUGACGAAGUGCAACAGGGCGAAGAACACGUUCUCCCGGCGGGCUGGCUUCAGCCCCUACCUCUGGGUCCUCGGCCGGGACGUUCGCCUCCUGGCGAGCCUCGCGGACGACGCCGAGGUGGAGCGCGUGGGCGAGCAGGUGGCAGCGGCUACGCCGGGCUCGCGCUUCGCCCGCAAGGUUGAGAUCAGGACCCAGUGCAGGAUGGCCUUCAUCCAGACCGACACGGAGGAUCGACUUCGACGAGCGGAGCUUCGACAAAUACGACCGACGAGGGGGCCGUUCCUUGCGGGCCAGUGGGUGCUCUUCUACGACCAGGCGCAGCCAGCCAAGCAUCAGCAUCGGCCUGAGCAUCCAGGCAACUGGCGAGGGCUGGCGCGUGUGAUCGGCCAUGAGGGCCGGCAUGGAGUGUGGCUCGCCUUCCGUGGCCUCACCGUGCUUGCGAGCCCGGAGCACCUGGCCGCAGCGACGGGCCACGAGAUCCACGCCUGGAGAUCGAUUGCGCAGGAGCAGGAGCAGGAGCUGGUGCACGACACGCCCGUCAGUGGCGGCAGCGGCUUCGUGGACCUGCGAGGCCGGCCCAAGCCCCCCGCAGCGGCGGGGCAGGAGCCCGCCGAGCAGGGCGACGAGAGCGGCAUGGACGUCGGGCCGCAGGCGGAGGUGCCGGAGGAGCCGCAGCCCGCCCCGGCCCCGCCCGAGCCGGAGGACGUGCCCGCGCCGCCCGACUUGGAUUUCGACGCGGCGGAGUUUGACGCAGCGACGCAGGAUAUCAUGAGGGACGACGACGACGGCUGGCACCCAGACACCCACGGGGUGCACUCGGAGCCCGAGCCGAGAUCCAGCUCCCAGGCGCCCAUGGACUCGGCGGCGUUCGUGUUGGACAACGACCUGGGCGAGUUCUCGGAGGCAGGCUUGGAGACGUACCAGCAGGAGUUCAUCUUCGGGCUGACGCGGAACGAGUUCGAGCACGCUUUCCUGACGCAGAAGCCUGGGAGGAGGGAGAUCAAGCUCGGCAGCCUUCCGGAGGAGCAGCGCCGGGUGUUCCUGGAUCGAGGUGGCAGCCGCGACGCAGAGUGGCGCUCCUGGCAGGACUUCGACGCAGCCGAGCCGGUCCCGCCAGAUGAGAGCGAGGCGCUUCGCUCGGACAAGGCCAACAUCAUCAUCCCGAUGCGCUGGGUGGACACGGACAAGAACGACGGGAAGUACGAUGAGGCCGGAGCCCCUCUGCCGCUGCUCGCGAAGAGCCGCCUGGCCGUGGUGGGCUUUCGCGACCGCUUGCUGGGCAUGUUCAGGCGGGACGCCCCCGCUGCCUCGCGACUGGCGGAGGCGAUGCUCCUGACGCUGGCGGCGGCCAUGGGCAUGGCCCUCUCCCUGGGCGACGUCAAGAACGCCUAUUUCAAUGGGCAGGACCUGCAGCGCGAGGUCUACCUGGAGCAGCCCCGAGGGGGCCCACCUGGCCUUGUCCCGGGCCAGCUGUUGAGGGCCCGCAAGGCCAUCUACGGCUUCGCGGAGGCAGCGAGGCUAUUCUGGCUAGCGCUGCGUGAUGCCUUGCUGGCCGACGGUUGGCUUCGAUCGCGCCUGGAGCCGGCUCUCUUCUACAAGCGCAUGGACGGGCAGCUGAAGGGCAUGGCGGUCUCGCACGUUGACGACGUGUUGGUGGCGAGGAUGAAGGACAUGCAGCUGCCGGACCUCCCGCUGAAGGUCCUGGGCACGUUCCAGCGGAAGUGGAACGAGCUGCCCUUCACCUUCCGCGGCCGGGAGUUCUCGAGUUAUCCGAGUUGUUUCGUGGUUAAGAUGGUGAACUACGCGACUUCCCUCAAGCCGAUCAAGAUCCCGGCAGCCUGGAGGAAGCAGUUGCAAGAGGACCUGAACGAGGACGAGGCGAAGGAGUUGCUGCGGGUCUCCGGCGAGACCGGCUGGCUAGGUCGACAGUGCCGACUCGACCUGGCCUUCCUCGCGGGCGAGCUGCAGAGGGCCCGAGCGGCCCCGUGUGUGGCGGACCUGGUGAAGGCGAACCUGGCGGUGUCCGAGGCCAAGAAGGGCGCCGAGGUCGCGUUGGUCUACCCGGCCAACUUGAGGCUGUCCAGCGCUGCGGCCGGCGCGGCCGUGGACGCGGGCCAUGCGAAUGGCCCAGAGCACGACGACAUCGAGCGCUACAACAUCUUGGCCGGACAUCAGGCACCAGCGGCGGCGCUGGACUGGAAGAGUGGCAUGACUCAGCGAGUGCGCCGCUCGACCUUGGCGGCAGAGGCCAGUCACCUGGUAGACGCAGUGGAGGCCGUCGACUGGGCGGCGGUGCUGUUCAGAGAGGCGAUGAAUGUCUCGGUGGACUUGCUCAAUUGGCAGGGGGAGGUGCAGCGGCUUCCCCGCUUCUGGGCGACGGACGCGAAGUCCGUCUACGACCGCCUCACGAAGGAGGGCUCGACGAAGAGCAAGGACAAGAGGAUGGCGAUCGAGGGCGCUCUGCUCAGAGAGGUGUUGCGCUGCGAGGACACCCGCCUCAGGUGGAUCGACGGCUCGCAGAAUAUCGCCGACGUGCUGGCGAAGCUAGGGGUGGGCAAGGUCUACCUGUAUAAAGUGCCGCGGGAGGCCAAGUGGCGCUCGGUGCAGGGCCCGGCGGCGGCGGCGCUAAAGAUGAGGAAGAGCAUGCAACGUGCUAGCCGCAAGACCGCCAUCGAUUCAAGGAAGACGGAGAAGAGGCAUAAUGACAAACUCGUGAGAGCUAGUGAGAUGCGGGACAUCGCAGAUUGA